Lolium perenne is the source of this 378-nucleotide messenger RNA. NCBI's taxonomy places the organism in Eukaryota, Viridiplantae, Streptophyta, Magnoliopsida, Poales, Poaceae. The record is from RefSeq and is a predicted model, not a curated record.
AUGUGUCGGAAGUUGACACGGCAGCAGUGGUACAACCAGAGGAUCACGUGCAUCGGCCACUUCUAUGCUGAGCAGGGCGUCGGUACACAAAGCCCGAGAUUGUGCAGGACUCGCCCGGCUAUGACGAUAGAUGAGUUCAUGUCGGUUGUACCACAUUGGGCUGAUAAUAAUAAGAGGGCCGCCUUCAUGGAGUUGGUCAAGAAUUGGGUCGGCGAAAACCCCGAUUUCAAGGCCGUGAGCGACCGGAACAAGGCCAACCGUGGUUCUCAGGGAACACACACUGCGGGGAGCAGCAGCACCGAUCGCUAUCGGGAGCGUCUGGGGAAGAAGCUCGGGAGGGAACUUGGUGAGAUGGAAGCGUGGACGCACAUGAAAUAG